Hibiscus syriacus is the source of this 514-nucleotide messenger RNA. Its product is annotated as venom phosphodiesterase 2-like. NCBI's taxonomy places the organism in Eukaryota, Viridiplantae, Streptophyta, Magnoliopsida, Malvales, Malvaceae. Gene Ontology annotation, cellular component: vacuole. The transcript has 2 exons. The coding region runs from base 34 to 384 and encodes 116 amino acids. The record is from RefSeq and is a predicted model, not a curated record.
CCCAGUUAUUCACCGUCGGAUUUUGUUGCAAAGAUGAAUGAAGGAUUGGAAUCUGGGAGAGUUGAGAAUGGGAAGUAUCUGAAGUUUUAUCUUGAGGAGGAGCUACCUAGUCGACUGUAUUAUGUGGCAAGUGACCGUAUUCCUCCCAUAAUAGGGCUGAUUGAGGAGAGUUUUAUGGUAGAGAAGAAAAAGCAACAAGAGUGCGGAGGAGCACAUGGGUACGACAAUGCAUUGUUCUCAAUGAGGACCAUUUUUAUCGGUCAUGGUCCUCAAUUUGCAAGGGGCAAGAAGGUACCAUCUUUCGAGAAUGUUCAGAUAUAUAACUUGGUAACUUCAAUUCUCAAACUAAAGGGUGCUCCGAACGGUUCUUCGGCAUUUCCCUAGUCUGUUCUAUUGCCUAGUCAGCAAUUUUAUCUCCUAAGCAUGUUCAGAACGACAACUGGGAAUACGUCUAUGUCGAGACCGCACAGAAGAAGGAUAUUAGUGAAAUCUGGACCAGUUGAUGUUUGUUCAU